GACCCGGAAGCGGAUGGCGGGCUCCGCCCUCGCGCCGGGGAGGCAGGCUCGGACCGGCCCGCGGAGCUGUAGCCGCCCUUCAGGCCCUCCUUGUCUUCCCGGCCGACAGCAUGCUCCAGUUCCUGCUUGGAUUUACUUUUGGCAACGUGGUUGGAAUGUAUCUGGCUCAGAAUUAUGACAUACCAAACUUGGCUAAAAAACUGGAAGAGAUUAAAAAGGACUUGGAAGCUAAGAAGAAGCCCCCUAGUUCCUGAGGCCCACUCCAGCACUACAUUCUGGAUACCCUGAUUCUGCCGUUCCUGAGGGGCCUCCUGCACCAUCUGAUCCCAAAGCUUUUGUUUUCAUCUCCAGCCACAGCAGUUUUCUUCUUUGAUAGAUCCCGUGUUGCCUCAGAGCAAAAGUGGGGCCAUAAGUUAAGAACUUCCCUUUAUAUGUCCAACAGCCUCGACUCUUCCCCUGCCUUCCUUCCAGCUGACUGGAAUUAUGGUGCUAGAUUAGCAAACAUGACCUUUAAUUAGUCGCCUCUCCCCUAUUCUUUGGGAUUUCUACUACCUUUUGUCAAAAGAAAAAUUAGUGAGUUUUGUAUAGCUGAUCAGAUACCAAUAAUGAUAAUUUCACAGUUUAGCAGUUAUAAUGGGUGCUUGUUAAACAUUUGUUAUUAAAUUUUGUUUCAGAGUAAUUAAAAUUAAUAUCUAGAA
Sciurus carolinensis (gray squirrel) is the source of this 698-nucleotide messenger RNA. It is a transcript of the gene Stmp1, whose product is annotated as short transmembrane mitochondrial protein 1. The transcript has 3 exons. Bases 111 to 254 code for a protein of 47 amino acids. The record is from RefSeq and is a predicted model, not a curated record. NCBI's taxonomy places the organism in Eukaryota, Metazoa, Chordata, Mammalia, Rodentia, Sciuridae.